AUGGGUCGUUCGCGUGUCCGCUCGUUUCUAUUCAGUUUUGGGGGUUCAAAGAAUAAUGCUUCUGGGAAAGAGAGCAAAAAAUUGUCGAGCAACGUUACGCCGGUGGCCAACGUGGCCAACGUAACUCCGUCCGAUACACCACCCCAGUGGCAGACCCCUCCCGAUACACCAUCCCCUCCUCCCGAAGCAUCCCCUGUGAGCUCAGGACCAAGAGGCGGAAAUGCGUCGCGACCGGCAUCCAUGAUCUUCUCACGGAACCCGCCUCUCAUGCAUCAGACGGGCGAUACCCCACCGGAGCUGUCGCCAAUCUUUUCGUUCCUCAAUAUCCACACGAAUAAGCUAUAUCAUGAAGGAUACUUUUUAAAAUUGAAUGAUCUGGAUUCUCAUGGACGGCCUUCUGGUGAUCGACAAUGGGUGGAAUGCUACGCACAGCUGGUCGGAACUGUUCUUUCACUAUGGGAUGGCGCUGCGCUGGACGCAGCAGGUGGAGAAGAAGUUCCGGCUACCUUUAUCAAUUUGGCCGAUGCGUCUCUCAAGAUGAUUGAGACUCUUCCGAUUCAAAAUGGAGCUAUAGAACCAUUGAAGAACGUACUCAGCCUUUCUUCCGCUGGCCAAAAUCGAUACCUCUUGCAUUUCAAUUCUUUCAACUCAUUGACCCAAUGGACUGCGGCGAUUCGUCUCUCCAUGUUCGAGCACACAUCCUUGUACGAAGCUUACACCGGUUCUUUGAUUGCAGCGAAAGGUAGAACACUCAACGGAAUCAACUCCAUCUUGGCACCCACCAAAUUCAAGUACGAGGAUUGGGCGCGUGUACGAUUUGGAGCAGGAACCCCGUGGAGGAGGUGCUGGUUUGUGAUCUGCCCGCCAGAUGAAAAAGAGCUCCACAAAGCACGGAAAAUCAUGAAAAAAUCGGCAUAUGACCGCUUGUCAAUGCCAGUUACCGGCAACAUCAAGUUCUACGAGACGAAGAAAACUAAAAAGGUGACUCCCAUUGCAACGGUUACUCAGGUUUACUCGGCAUAUGCGGUUUAUCCACAAUCUACGGCUAUAAUUGAUGCAUCGACCCUGGUGAAGUUGGAAGGACGGAUUACCACACAUUCGCCUGAUUCUUCUUCGGAGGGACUUGUUUUUAUCAUGCCUGAGCCACAUCCUGCGGUUUCUGGAUUUGAGAUGAUGCUGCGCUUCCUUUUCCCGACGUUCGACACUUUCAAUCUCUAUGGCCGUCCUACUCGCCUGGUGGCAGACACUAAUCACAUCAAGAGCAUCAUGUUUGCCUUCCCUAAGGAGCGACGAUACGGCUAUCUUGAUGUGCUGGACAUUGCCAACCUUCUUCAAACCCCGGGAAGCCAAGAAUGGAGCGAAGCUCAGUGGAGAAAACAGCUCAAAGAGGCAACACAGCGUCGAAUUUCGUCUGGCAGGAGCAGAACCAAUAGUGUCAACAGCGUGAGACCUCGCUAUCGCUCGAUGCCUGGCCGACACAGUGAUGUCCCUGUGGACUCCACUCGCCGCCAGUAUGCUGGUCUCGACCACAAGCCUGGGUUCAACCACUCCACCGAGGCUAUCAUUCAUGAAGUCCCUCAAAACGAGGACUUACCCACUGUGUAUGGCCGCCCGGUUUCUGAUAACACAGGCUUCAAUACUGGCUCUCGGCUAGGCCAUGAAUCUUUAAUCGAGAGCUCACCUCACUCUUCUGCUCAAGAUCUGAUGCACCGUGGUGUUCCAGCGUUCGAUCCUAUCGCUGAGAGCACCAGUUCCGGAAGCGAACCAAAUAUCGACCACCUCCGAGGCCCGCCAGUCGAAGAACAGCUCCCCCCACGAACCCCACCGGCUCCUGUUGAAAACCCACCCCCAUUUUCCCAUGGACCCAGAGAGAUGCCCACUAACCGGCCAGAGGCUUCUUCGGAGCAGAGGUUGGCAAACAACCGGAUGUCUCACGCAACACUUUCCCAACUCACAUCGGUCGGAACUAUGGGAAUGAGCGCGGCAGCCGCCACUGCUGCAUGGAAAACCCACCAGCCCCAGGAUAGGGCCUCCAACGGUGUCUAUAAGCCUGGACCAAUUGUGUCCGCAAACUCUGUUGCAACUUCAUCGAGUGAUGAGGAUAUCAGUCUUGCACUUCCGGUUCGACCUCCCUCAGUUCCUGAGCAUCGCCCGAUCACACCUAGUACUGGCAGCCCACAUCGGCCUUCUCCCCAGCAGUACUCUCCUCAACGGAUGCACAUUGAUGCCAACAAAUCUGUGCGACGCAAGCCACUCCCUCAGCAACAGAUUUUCGGGCCAGAGCCAGAGUCACCAGACGAACCGAGUUAUGAUGAUCUUCGCCAUACCCUUGAUGAAGAUGCGCUGAAUAAAAUUGCGCCUCAUCUUCCAUCCCCAGCGUCAUCUGUUGGAAAUAGAAACGGAAACGAGGACGACAGCAUUUACGAUGAUGCAUCGACAGUCUCGCCUGACUAUGCUAGCACACACGGUUCUGUCUACAGCAAGAAAUCCGUCGCAUCCACCAAACCUAGAAUGGGUGUCAUGAAAACUGUGGGAGUCCCAGCAGUCAAAGAUUAUGUCAUUGGCGAUGCUCAUUAUACUAUGGAUAAGCCCCCGACCUCGAAUCCGGAUAUUCCCAGUGUUGACUUCGGCCCAACUAUGACAUAUAUGCCUACUACUGGGCGCCCAACCACAUCAGAUACCCUGAAAAGAACAAUGCAUCAACGUAAUGAUUCGUCGGGGACCAAAAUUGCGGUUCCGACUCAAGCAAUCGAUCAGGCUAAUGCGCGGCCUUCCAGUCGCGAAGAAUAUCGACGCAGCAUGCUGUGGCAGCCUGGAAUGGCUUCUCGCCCUGUCACUCCAGGUGGAGGUCUAACCCCGGAGCAGUACGUGCAGCAACGGGCGGCACCCAGUCCUCCGGUGCAGGUCCACAAUCGCACCCCUUCUAAUCCCAUGUCAGUACAACGCCCGGUAUCUGGCGACUGGACACAUAAUGUCCGUUCCAAUUCGCCCAUGAGCCCUCAGCGGGAUCCAAACUAUCGACCUUCGUCUCGUGGUGCCCAGGGUAUCCUCAAUUACAACGAUGCUUCAAUCAAUCUUUCCGCUCGUGAACAGGAGCACGUUGCCCGCAUGACUGGCUCUUCAUUCUUCAAUAUGUCAAAUGACAACCGAAAACCACAGGCGCCAGUAAGCCCCAUGGGCCUUGUCUCGCACAUCGAUGCUCGGGAGCGCGAGAAGCGUGAAAUAAGGGAGGGAAUGUCGAACCAGGCGGUUCAACAGGCCAUUGCCCACCGUCAGCAACACAUGAUGCAGCAGCAGCAGUACGCGCCUCAGCAGUUCGCGCCGCCGUUCUCGCCGCCGUUCUCACCUCAACAGAUGCAGACCCAACAGGCUGGCUCUGUGUAUCCAUCUCAACAUGGUCGCCACGAGUCCAUGUACAACAUUCCGGUUGCCAGCCACACAUGGGAUGCUCUAAACCAGACGAUCCGCCCCGACGAACCCCGUCGAUCGUCCUGGUACGGACAGCUGGCUCCUCAAACACCGCCUAGCUAUCAACAAGACCAGUAUGGUCAAGAACCGAGGUACUACAGCCAUGCUCAGUAG
Messenger RNA from Penicillium psychrosexuale, 3582 nucleotides. RefSeq lists its product as uncharacterized. NCBI's taxonomy places the organism in Eukaryota, Fungi, Ascomycota, Eurotiomycetes, Eurotiales, Aspergillaceae. The transcript is spliced from 4 exons. The record is from RefSeq and is a predicted model, not a curated record. The coding region runs from base 1 to 3582 and encodes 1193 amino acids.